GGACGCUAGCCACGCGAUUUGUGGCCGCUGCCGGUGUUUUGGAGCGCAUAACUCUCUACGCGGCCCGCCGGCGGCACGUGGCGCAGCCUGUCGUAUUGCCUUAAGACCGGACAAGACAAAAAAGCGCGCGCGCACGCCGUAGCCGCUCCUAAAGCAACCUCGGACCGAUACCGCAUCGACCCGCCGCGGCGCAGAAGGAAACAUGGAGUGCAUCGAGAUCCUCGACAGCGACGAGGAGGCCGCCAACAACGCCCAAGCGCCGCCGGAGAGCGACGACGAGGUCGAGAUCGUCGGUGGCGCGCCCGCGCCCGCAUUGCCGGACAGCCAGGACUCGGAGGUCCAGAUCCUCGACGACGCCGCGGACCUGUCCGAGGGCGCCCAGGCCAAGCUCCUCAAAUCGUUACUGGCCGAGAAACAGCAGCUCGCGCAGCAGGUCGCCUCUUUACAAAAGAAAACGGGCGACGCCAAGCGCGCGAAGCGUCCCGUCUACUGGCGGCGCGACGGCGACGGCAAGCGUUUACCUGACGACGCCGGCGUCGACGAGAAGUUAUUGGUGGAACUGACGCCGGGCUCGGACGAGUACGAGUCGGUCGCUGCAAGAUUACAAUCACGCGGCCUGCCCGACGCGAACAUCUCGUCCAUCAAGCGUUGUGUGAAUGACCACCUCUGGGCGCCCUACGCGGCGCGGCGCGAGGCCAUGGCCCGCCGCGCGUCGUCGAGCGACGAGGACCGCGUCUGGCGGUCCGACGUGCUGCCCGGCGUGCUCAACGAGGCCGAGAACCCCGUCUGUUUGCCCGACGCGAAUCCUUGUAGAGAGCGCUACCUCUUCCACGGCGCGGCGCCGUCGACGAUCGACUGCAUACUGGACGAGAACGUGGAUUUUAGACUGUCGCAGAUCACGGGCGCCAUGGGCGCCUGCGCCUACUUCGCGGACCAGUCGAGCUACUCGGACCAGUACUGCCGCAUGCCCGACCACAGCGCGCUGGUGCGGCACCGCCACGCGGGCACGGCCGCGCGGCCGCAGGACGCGCUCAAGAUGUUGGUGUGUCGCGUGCUGCUCGGCGAGUGCGGCCGCGGCCAGCCGGGCCUGCGGCGGCCGCCGGCUAUUGGGGGAUCGGGCCGUCUGAACGACUCGGUGUCGAACAACCCCGACACGGUCGACGACUGCGCGUCGCAAGGGUCCAUGUACGGCGUCUUCGACAACGCGCAAGUCUACCCCGAGUACGUGAUUGAAUAUAAGCGCGACUACGGCGGCGGCGGCGGCGGGCGCUUCGCGGCGGCGCUCGCGGGGCUGCCGCCGUCGCUGCUCGCGGGCAUCCCCGGGAUGCCCGCCGCCGUGCCGCGGCGGGCGCCCAAGCCGCCGCGCGCGCGCAAGCCGGCCGCGAAGAAGCCUGCCAAGAAGCGUGCCACGACGAAGCGGAAGAGUCCGAGGAAGAAGAGUGACGACGCCUGAGAGGGUAACAACUUGUGUAUUCAACACGACAGAG
Pelagomonas calceolata is the source of this 1487-nucleotide messenger RNA. NCBI's taxonomy places the organism in Eukaryota, Pelagophyceae, Pelagomonadales, Pelagomonadaceae. The record is from the annotation of a GenBank genome assembly.